GCCAUCAGCGCCUCGCCUCCCUGCCAAGACCAAGAGCAAGCCUUCCCUCCCCCUGCCUUCCCCCCCUGCCAGCCUUCAGUCAACAGCAGAAGCCCGCGGCCCCGUGCACAGCGCCUACAAUUCCAUUCUCCAUUUUCCUGCACUUCGCCGCUUCUGCAGAAUACACCCCAACACACACCGCCAGGAUGAGUGUGGACACCCAUUGGGACAUCGAGUCUUACCGUGCGCCGUACGAGAGCGAGGAGCACUGGACGCUGAAGAGGGAGUUCAUAGAGGCUCACAAAGACCGAAUCCCCGAGGUGCGGCUCAUCUGUCUGGCGCAGGUCUUCGUCAACAUUGAGCUCCUGGGAUGCAAGUACCCCGACCCCGUGAUGGAGCAGGUGGCGGUGAUGGCGAGGGACGUCGGCCAUGACUACAAGGAGAAGAAGAAGACCAAGCUACAGCGCACCUUCGUCAAGGCCUCCGACGCCGCGGGGGCCAGACUUAAAGGGGCCAGCACCUCGGCACUCAUCGAGGCCGCCGGCAACCAAGGGAAUGCUGCUGGGGCCAUGAACCAGGGGGCGGGACACACCACGGGCUUCAUGAAUGCAGGAUACAACAACAACAUGUCAUCUAUGAAUACAGGGGCAGGAAACUUCAUGUCAUCGCUGAGUGCAGGCGCCGGGAGCUACAUGUCAGCCAUGGAUUCAGGCGCUAACAACCCCAUGUCAUCAAUGAAUAUGGGAACCAGGAAUUCCAUGUCGUCUAUGGAUACAGGCGCUGGAAAUUCCAUGUCAUCUAUGAAUACAGGCGCUGGAAACUUCAUGUCAUCUAUGAAUGCUGGACCUGGAAAUUUCACGUCGUCUAUGAACACAGGCGCUGGAAACAUGUCAUCUAUGAAUCCAGGAGGUUCGUACUCCAUGAAUAGAGGUUCCAACCCCCCAGGAAAUGCCAACACCAUGAGCCAGGGCGGAGGGGGUAACGCAUCGUCCCUCCUUGGCCGUCCACCUCCCGCUGUCACCUCAAAACUCGCCGCGCUCAAAAAACCCGUCGCCUUCGUAGCGGCGGGCGUAACUAACCCUCUGGCAGACGACAGUAGCGGCGAUGGCGGAGGCGGGGACACAGCCAGGCCGCCCAACCCCUACGCCCCCAUGAUGGUCUCACAGAACAACAGCAACAACAACAAGAACUGCUCCUCCCUCCUUGGUGCUCCUCCUCCUCAAUACAGCAACACAUUCAAAGAUUCAGAUGCCAAUCCGUCUGUCUUUGGAGGGUUGAGCGCCAAGCCUAACAUAUUUGGAGGAGGAUCAAAUGCCUCUCCGUCGCUUUCAGGAGGAUUGAAUUCCAUGGCUCCGACCUAUGGGGGAUCCAACAACAACCCUUCCAUGCCCGGGGGCCUGAAGGCAUCCUUGUAUGGGGGUCUGAUCAACAGCAGCCAAGCAGGAGGAUCAAAUACCAUGUUAGGAGGCUCCAGUACCAUGAUGGGAGGAUCGAACACAGGCAGACCUAUGCUGGGAGGGUCGUCCAGUAACAGUAACAUGCUUGGAGGUUCAAAUUCCAUGAUGGGAGGAUCGAAUGCUGGUAUGUCCCUCCUUGGUUCUGCCCCUGGAGUGAAUUCUAACACUAAUGCUACCUAUUCCUCCUCCUCCUCCUCCUCCUCCUCAUGUCUCUUCCCCGGCGGCCCCCCCUCCCCCAACACCACCCUCAUCACCGCCCCGCCCAACAAGAAGAAGAAGUCCAAGGCCGAUAAGAGCAAGGACAAGCCCAUCACGGAGAAGUUCAUCAAGUUCAUCGGCAGCGACAACAUCGGGGCCACACCAGACAUGAUCAGCAAGACAGCCAGCAUGACGCUUCUGCAGAAGGCCGGCCAGAAGGAGGGCCAAGGCCAUAACACUGGAUCCUCCUCUUUCACUUCUUUUGCUUCCUCUGGUUUCACUCCUUCCUCUUCGUCUGGUUAUUCCUCCUCCUCCUCCAGAAUGGGUGGUCAGAUGACCUCCUCCUCCUCCUCCUCCAGAAUGGGUGGUCAGAUGUCCUCGUUCUCUUCCUCUUCCUCUUCCUCCUUCAAUAAUUCUGGGCCCUCCUCCUCCUCCUCUUCCUUCUCCUCCUCCUCUUUCAAGAACCCUGGGCAGCAGUCCUCCUCCUUCCCCACCUCCUCCUCCAACUCAAGAUCACAGAAACAAAGUCACCUUGCCCACUGGAGCAGUGUGGUGGGCAAGAACAACCCUCUCCUGGCCUUCGUGUUGGUGCGUCGCGAGAACCACGACAACAACGGGGCGGCUGCCGCCAUCCUCAACACCUCCUCCUGCUUCAGCCGCAUCCCCAUCAACUACGUCUACAACAAGGUCGGCAACUUCUUUGAGUGUACCGUGAGCAUCAACGGCGUGGACGUGGUGUCGGCACGCAGCACGAGCCGCAAGAAGGCGCGGGACCAGGCGGUGGUGGAGGCCGUCAAUGAGCUGCCCAAACACUGCUUCACGCUCAAGGUCAAGAAAGCGCUGCGGGCCGAGAGUGUGUCGCUGGACCAGGUGGCGAACGACCUGAACUCUCGCUCCCUGGGCUCGCAGAACAACCCUCUCGGUGGGAACUCCGUAGCCAACAAAAUGAUGAAGCAGAUGGGCUGGACGGGGGGCGGCCUGGGCAAGAAGGGGGAGGGCAUCACCGAGCCUGUCAGGCCCAGCGAGGUGUUUGGGCGGCAGGGACUCGGGCUGACGGAGACCUCGAGCAACGUGAAGGGCGCCGUCACCCCCGCCUUCUGCAAGCGGGUGAGGGAGAUCAUCAGCGACUUCGCCAGCAACCCGCGCAACACCAACCUCUCCUUCUCCAGCGAGUUCUCCAAGGACCAGCGCACGGAGAUACACAAGAUCGCCCGGCUGUCCCACCUGAAGAGCGUCAGCCACGGGAGCGGCAAGACUCGGUGCGUGGUCAUCUCGCACAAGGUCGCCGCGCAGGACCUGUUGUUGCGUCUGCUUCAGGAGGGCAACAACGACCAGUACCAGCUCACGCCGCCCACCUCGUACGAACCCUAGACUGGCAGAAGGAAGGAAGGUUUUGUUCGUAGUGGCAGAAAGCGGGUUUUGUUGAUUUUAUCCUGUUGUCGCGAUACCUGGUGUUUGUUUAGCCUACCUUCGCUUCGUCCAUGUUCUCUGUCCACUCUACCUUUUCCUUUUCUCCCUUUGAUGUUCAUUCUAAUUGCUCUCAUCCUCUCUUCCUUUUUUUCUAUGCCUUCUCAGACGUCAUCUCUGUGUUCUUCAUUCUCUUUUUUCCUAUUCCGUUUCUUCUCUUCAUGUUCUUAUUUACUCGUUUCUUCCUUUUCCUCUGCCUCCCUGAUUUCUUCUGUUUUUUUCUGGGUCCAUGUUCUUGAUUUUCUUUUCUUUUUUUCUUUUCGUCCAUGUUCUCUGUUUGGUUAUUCUUUCUUCCUUUUCCUUUUCUUCCCUUCAUUCUCUCCCUUUUCCUUUUCUUCCCUUCAUUCUCUCCCUUUUCCUUCUCUUUUCCUUUUCUUCCCUUCAUUCUCUCCCUUUUCCUGCUCCUUCCUUCACCUUCUUCCCAGUAUAUUCUCUCCAUGUUCUCCAUUUUUCUUUCUUUUCCUUUUUCUUCUUUCUUUCUUCCCAGUAUCUUCUUUAAGAGUUGUUGAUUCUCCUUCUUCUUUUUCUUAUUCCUUCCUAGUAUCUCUUGUCUCCAUGUCAUCUCUUUCUCUUCCUUUUUCUGCUCCUUCCCUCAUUUCUUUCUUCCGUUCCUUUGUUUUAGCUCAUUUUCCCUUCUUCCUGUCCUCCCAAUCCUCCCGGCAAGAUGUAUAGAAGAAGAGGAGGAAGGAGGGAGACAGACAGUGAGGGUAUCAAGAGAAAGCUUAAGUUAUACCCAAAAAAGUCUUCAGUCCAGGCCCUUAUAUUUUUGAGGCAGUUUCCCCUUACAAGUUCAGGCCAUUUACUAAGCUCUUGUACCCUAAGCCUCUUGAAGAAGUCCUGAAGCCAUUACCAAGAAGACAAAGAAGAAAGAACAGAACAAAGGAAGGAUAAAGAGGAAAGAACAGGAGGAAGGAGUGAAGAAGAAUGAAGAGGAGAAAAGAAAGAGAAUGGAAGGAAGGAAGGUGCAUAGAAGAAAGAAUGACAAAGGAAGAAACAAGGAAGACAACCAAUAAAGUUAAGAAAGAAAGAACAGUUUGAUACGUUUACAAGCACCUCAAUUUUUUUCUUUUCCGUUUGUUUGUUUGUUCGGGAUGUACGUAUGUUCGUAUGCAUGUAUACUACUACAACCUCAUACACACACAUAUAUAUAUACAUAGCAUCACUACAACUACUAAUGUAUAGCCUGUAGUUUGUAUAAUAAUAAUAACAAUAAUAAUAAUAAUAGUGAUACCAGUGAAAU
Molecule: messenger RNA, 4341 nt
Organism: Eriocheir sinensis (Chinese mitten crab)
Lineage: Eukaryota; Metazoa; Arthropoda; Malacostraca; Decapoda; Varunidae
Exons: 9
Coding region: 186-3005 (939 amino acids)
Molecular function (GO): nucleic acid binding
Source: RefSeq, a predicted model, not a curated record